This is a messenger RNA of Arctia plantaginis, 294 nucleotides long. The record is from the annotation of a GenBank genome assembly. Lineage: Eukaryota; Metazoa; Arthropoda; Insecta; Lepidoptera; Erebidae.
AUGAAGCUGUUUAAUAAAAAACUUUCGAUAGAAACACAAGUACCGAACGAGCACUGCAAAGAGAAGGAAAACUUGAAACAAACCCUAUACCAAUCCGUCUGGCCGGUGUGGUAUAGUCAGGUCUUGGAUAAUAUUAACAAAUUGAAAGACUGGAACAGAAAGAGAUGUUCUCAGAAACUUAGAAAUCACAUCAUUGACUGGUCUAAGUUUGUCUACAUUGAAUACUACAUUUUAUGGUAUCCAAGCUUUUAUAUGCAAGCUGUCAGAAACAAAAUAAAUAAUUUUAAAUUGUAA